Messenger RNA from Ruditapes philippinarum (Manila clam), 2618 nucleotides. RefSeq names its product conserved oligomeric Golgi complex subunit 5-like. The record is from RefSeq and is a predicted model, not a curated record. Gene Ontology annotation, biological process: intra-Golgi vesicle-mediated transport. The transcript has 22 exons. The coding region runs from base 90 to 2525 and encodes 811 amino acids. Gene Ontology annotation, cellular component: COG complex. Lineage: Eukaryota; Metazoa; Mollusca; Bivalvia; Venerida; Veneridae.
UUAAGUUUAACACAUUUGUUGGGAGCAUUAUCUUUAUUUCGAGAAUUAUUGGAACGAAAGCUCUCAAACGUGUAACGGAAGUAAACAAAAUGGAAGAGGAUUUGCUGUCAAAACUGGAAAAAGAUGAUAUGUUCAGGCAGUUUUUGGAGGAGAGUUUUGAUGUUAAAGCACACGCAAACCAGGCAAUACAGCGGCGUGCCAUCACUGAUCAACUCUCCAAACUUGCUGAAGGUAUCGGUUUACUUGACAAGGAAAUCCACUCACAGAUUGUUGCCCAUCAUGAAGAUUUGUUGUCCCAGGCCACUGGAGUAGAGACUUUAGAAGGUGUUCUUCAAAUGAUGCAGACCAGAAUACAGUCAUUGCUGUCUGCCAUGGACAGGAUCAGAAGUAAAGUAACAGAACCUUAUACCAAGAUUUUUACAAGGACUGUCCAACUUAGAAAUCUUCAGGAAGCAUGUGAUUUGUUACGGCGGAUUAUUCGAAUCAUUUACCUGAGUAAACGUUUACAGAGCCAGUUACAAGGUGGAGCAAGGGAGAUAACUAAAGCUGCACAAAGUUUAAAUGAACUAGAUUAUAUAUGUGAAGGAGUUGACUUGACGGGGGUAGAGAUUAUAGAGCAGGAUAGGAGAUUUGUUAAACAAGCUCGACAACAGGUCGAAUCUCAGGCUCUCAAAAUGUUAGAACAAGGCAUGGAAACACAGAAUCAAGCCCAAGUAGCCACAUCUUUACAAGUGUUCCAUAAUCUAGGAUGUCUAAGGGAGAUUGUAGAUAAAGUAGUUAACUUGUGUAGAGAUAAUCUAGAAGCUGAUAUCAGAACUUGUCUAGAUGUCACCUCACUGUCUAAACAACAAACAGGCCCUCAAGGAAAAGCUGGACCAGGUAGGGCCUCCAUGCCUGUUACAGGUAACACUGCAGCUCUCAGAGCCACCCUGUGGACAAACAUGGAGAAACUCAUGGAUAGUAUUUACUCAUCUUGUGCACAGGUACAACAUUUACAAAAAGUUUUGAUCAAGAAAAGGGACCCAGUCACACAUGUGUGUUUUAUAGAGGAACUUAAGCAGCAAGAAGGCAGUGUACAGAUUAUGGCAGAUUUCUGGACUGAGAUAACCAAGAUGUUAAAAAACAAGCUCAAAUCUGCAUCAGAUUCAUCAUCCUUCCUUAAGCAAGCAUUUGAAGGGGAAUACCCUAAACUUCUACGUUUAUACAAUGAUUUAUGGAAACGUCUGCAGCAGUUCAGCCUCGCUGUGGAAACUGGGUCGUUGUCCCUGGCAACAGAUAGCAUGACAGCAGGGGAGAUAAUGGAGGAAGAUAUUUUUUCACAGAGCAGUAAGAGUGACAAGCAAAAUAGCUCAGAGAUGGCAUUACGGGAGACCCUGGCUAAUUUUGAGACAGCUUACCUGUCAAGGUCGUUGUCAAGGUUAUUUGAUCCAAUCAACUUGGCAUUUAGUACAGCAUCCUUCAAUCCACCAACAGUUGAGGAAAUUGACAGCAUUGUAAAAACUAUUUCAAGUGAAUUAAAUGUAGCAAGUGUAGACAUGAGGUUGUGUAUAACAGUCGCCAAGAAUGUAGCUAAAACAGUGAAGAUGUAUUGUGUAAAAAGUGAACAGUUGGUGUGUACAGAUGGCGAGGCUAGUCAGGUGAUAGGUCCCCCCACACAGGGACAGACUCGUAAUGCAGCUGUGGUCAACACCUUGUAUCAACUACAUCUGGCUGUGUCAAAUGUUGUGAACAGUUUAGAACAUUACCCAGAUGAAGCUAAAUCAAGUAUUACAGAAUCAUUACAGAAUAUAGUGAUGUUGAUGACGAGCUCUGUACGACCCCUCAUGUCGUCUAUAUGUGACGCUUUGGAGGCCAUUACACUCACCAUGCAUCAAGAAGAUUUCUCGGGACCAGCACCCGCGGAGACAGAGACAGAGGCUCCAUGUUCACUAUAUAUGAGAGAGUUACAAGGAUUUGUGGCAAGAUGUCAGUCAGACUACCUAUCACAGUUCACAUGCCAAGAUUUUAUCAUGGAAUGCAUUCAGCCUAUCUGCAGUAGAUGUAUAGAUCUAUUUGUGAGACACGCCUGUCUGAUACGCCCUCUAGGUGAAGGUGGAAAGUUACGGCUAGCUGCAGACUUUGCUCAAAUGGAACUUGCAAUCUCCCCAUUCUGUAAGAGAGUCUCUGAUCUUGGUAAACCAUACAGACUUCUUAGAUCUUUCAGACCACUAUUAUUCCAGACAGUUGAACAUAUUAGUGAAAGUCCAGCUCUAGGUGAAAUUAUACCUUAUAGUGUAUUAUUACACUUCAUGUUUGCACGAGCUCCUAUGGACAUAAAAUCACCACAUGUUACUGCAGAUUGGUCAUUAAGUCGUUAUUCCCAGUGGUUAGAUGAUCAUCCUUCUGAGAAAGAUAGGCUGACACUCAUUAAGGGGUCUUUGGAAGCUUACGUCCAGCAGGUGAGAUCCAGGCAAGGGAAGGAGUUUGCUUCAAUAUAUCCCAUCAUGCUCAAAGUUCUACAGACUGGUCUACAACAAUCAACUUGAGGGAUAGCAUUUAUUGGAAAAAUCAUUGAAACCAGUCAAUUGGUUGUAAAUUUUGAGGGAUUAUUAUAUUAGACUGUGAUAGUGCUAUUAAUU